UGAGCUCCGCUGCUGCAGUCUGCAUCCAAACAUGGCCCACGGAGGAGGCAUCAGCUCGAUGGCCGGGCUGGAGGAGAAGCCAGCGGCCUGUGUGGCCAGCAGCACGGCCUUGGCCAUUAGGAACUCGACCAUAAUCGCCCAUCGGCUGUCCAUUUACCUGCCCCAGCUGCUGCUGCCUUCUCGGGAUCCCCAGAAGCUCAUCACCGAAAUCAACUGCUAUGUGGCCCAGUUUCGGGAGCUGCUAAUCUUCAUUGGCCAGGCCCGCGAUUCCCCCGAGCUGCGCGAGAAGAUCAGGAAGCUGCGGCGCAGCUGUGUGGAUGCCUGUAAGCACACCGCCCACCUAAUCACUCCCCAGCCGCGUCACUGCCUGGGCAGCCCCAGUGAGAGGAUGCACCUGACCCUGCUCUACCACCUCACGCUGCAGUUUCAGCACGAGUUGAUCAAGAGCCAUCGUCUGAUCCAGCUGGUGCCCUUGGACAUGACGGAGUACUAUGCUCCAUCCCGCACAGCUCCGUCCAAUCUGGGCAAUGUCAUCAGCCAAUUUCUGCUGUGCAAGCAAAUCAAUCCCGACUUUCAGCAGGAGGAGCUGUGCAGCAUUGUUAAGGACUCGCAGGAGCUCAGCGAGCUUUUGGAGGAGCUGCAGGCCCACAUGCCCUUGACAGAGGCUUCUCCGGAAUCCGACCUGGAUCCAGCACAGAAAUCUGAAAGUAGUCUGGUUUCCCUUAACACUCCGGAUUGGUAUGUGCGGCAGCGCAGACGGAGUUGCAAGAGCCGGAGCCGCAGUCUCUGUUGCUGCCUUUCCAAGAACUCAGCCAAAACCUUUUAAAAAGAGGUGUCUUUCAAAUUAAUAAGGAAAUAAUUAUCCCCUAGAAGCUAGAUACUAUGUAGUUACAGUGAUAGUUUCCUCUAAACUUGGUGUUAAAUGUCAUGGAAAGGAAAUGAAAACCUGUCGCAGAUAGAAGCCAACUAGGAUUUUACACCCAUUAAAGAGCCAAUAAAUCUGUAACUACAGCACUGUUCAAUGAUAACAAACCAAUUUCGGAAGCGAUAAAACGUAUUCCCAGAAACGAUAAUAAACGCCAGUUGUGCCGGCAAAGUGGCACCUCAAAGAGACCCAAAGCAAUAAUCGUAAUGAAAGCGAUUAAAAGAAAUACAAACCGAAUAUUGGUGUUUUCUCGAUUCGGGGAAUCUCGAGCAGAAUGAUGAAAUCCGCAAUCUGUGCCCAUCACGCGGACAAAGGGACAUAAAUUCAGCAAGAGCUGGUGAAAUCCCGCUUUACGAUCCCCAGAAAGAUGUCACAUUAAUGGGCGAGAAUCCCAGAAGCCCCAAAUGUUUACAGAUUACUUAGCGGAGAGCAGGUGACGCCGGCUUUGGGCUGGCGCCGUCCACCUGGCAACCAUAAAUUAGAUUAGAUUCCGGCUUACACCGCGUGCCUCUCGUCAUUGGACAAUGGCAACCAGGUUGAGCGGAUUGCGGUGCCGUGACUUGCUGAUAGAGAUGCUUGGCAACAGAGAUCGCAUGAAUUAGUCUCGCAUUAAUUAGAAUACAUUUGCUGUUUUGAUUUUUGCAUAGUUUAGGUAUUUAAUUUUAAAAAUAUGCCUGUCUUUUACAAAACAUAUCUCUACAUUAAAAAUAUAUAUAUAUUUA
This is a messenger RNA of Drosophila yakuba, 1647 nucleotides long. RefSeq lists its product as uncharacterized. Gene Ontology annotation, biological process: G protein-coupled receptor signaling pathway; vesicle-mediated transport. Gene Ontology annotation, cellular component: neuron projection; membrane. The coding region runs from base 32 to 826 and encodes 264 amino acids. NCBI's taxonomy places the organism in Eukaryota, Metazoa, Arthropoda, Insecta, Diptera, Drosophilidae. The transcript is spliced from 4 exons. The record is from RefSeq and is a predicted model, not a curated record.